Molecule: messenger RNA, 2888 nt
Organism: Schistosoma bovis
Lineage: Eukaryota; Metazoa; Platyhelminthes; Trematoda; Strigeidida; Schistosomatidae
Source: the annotation of a GenBank genome assembly
CGCCAUCCUGGUUUGCAGUUUUCGUUACCUUCAGGCAUGGCUCCUUGUGUCUUCAAACGUCUGCCCCAAUCUGUCAUCCCUAUAAGAUAUGAAAUAGAAGUCAAGCCAUGCUUCUUAAGCUUCAAGUUCACUGGUACAUUGUCUUUAUCUGUAUCUAUUGAAGAAGAGAGUUCGGAAAUAUUACUCAACGCCAAAAACAUUUCAGUAAGUAAAGCUACGUUCAAUGGAACUGAUAUUGAGGUCAUUGAGAAACCGGAAUAUGAGCAGGUUUCGUUCGUUCUUGGAGAACCAUUAGUAUCGGUGUUGGGGGAACUAAAGGUGGAGUAUACUGGUAUAAUAAGUGAAAAAAUGGAGGGUCUCUAUAGAAGUUCAUAUAUCUCUGAUGAAGAGGAGCAUUAUCUACUUUCUACACACUUUGAGGCUACUGGCGCUCGACAAGUAUUCCCAUGUUUGGAUGAACCAGAGUUCAAGUCAGUUUUCAGUAUCAAACUUCAUAUUCCUAAAGGAAAGACUGCUAUUUCAAAUAUGCCUCUCUUAUCGAAAGUAAAGUACGAUGAAAACAUAGUUACCUAUCAUUUCCAAGAUACUCCAAAGAUGUCAACAUAUUUGGUAGCUUUUGCUGUUGGAGAUCUUGAGUAUACCGAGGCUAUUGACAAAAACGGAGUUUUAGUGCGUGUGUAUUCGCGUAAAGGUCUUCAUUCAGAACAAAGCCAGAGUUCUAUCGCCCUAAAUGUGGCUUGUCAUUGUUUGCCAUUCUACGGGGAAUACUUCGGCAUUAAGUAUCCAUUACCCAAAGUUGAUUUACUUGCAGUCCCUAAUAUGUGCGGCGGUGCAAUGGAAAACUGGGGAUUAAUAACUUUUCGUGAAAGAUUUUUAUUAGCUAAUCCACGCACAUUGUCUCCAGCAACAAAAGAAGCCAUUACAACCAUAAUCAGUCAUGAAAUAGCCCAUAUGUGGUUUGGUAAUCUCGUUACGAUGGAAUGGUGGACAGAUUUAUGGCUUAAGGAAGGAUUCGCAGCUUGGAUAGAAUACUUUUGUUCUGAUCACUGUUAUCCCGAAAUGGAUAUUUGGACACACUUUUCAUAUCAUCGGCUAUCCUCUGCAUUACGUCUAGAUGCACUAUCUAGCUCACAUCCGAUAGAAGUGGAAGUUUCCAAUCCCAAUGAAAUUAAUGAGAUUUUCGAUACAAUAUCUUAUUGUAAAGGUGCUAGUCUUAUUAACAUGCUGCAUGGAUAUUUAGGUGAUAGUAUAUUUCGUUCAGGAUUAUCAUUUUACCUUAGAAGACAUGCUUAUUCUAGUGCAGUUACAGAUGAUCUUUGGUUCGCUUUAACCUCAAGUUGUGGCACGAAUAUUGGUAGUUUAAUUGGCCCAUGGACACGGAAUACCGGAUUUCCAGUUUUAUCUGUCUUACUUGUUAGCAUAAAUAACACUUCUUUAGAAGUACAAUUAUCACAAGAGGAAUAUAAACUUCAAUCAAAAUAUACACAAGAGAUCAAACUCUGGCCUGUACCAAUAACCUUAACCUGUUCUUCAAAAGAUGGAAAACAUUCAUUCGUAUUUAAACAUGUUCUAAGGACAGCAUCAGAAGUAGUAGAUAUACCUCUUGCUUGGAUCACGACUACUAACCCUGACGAUUAUUUGAUACGGGCCAAUGCAGACGCAACAGGAUUUUAUCAUGUAAGAUAUGAUCCAAAGCAAAUGAAUAGUUUAUUGGAUGAUAUGAAGUUGGGUGGAUGGAGCACUUCUAGUCGCUUCGUAUUUAUUAAUGAUGGAUUCGCAUUAGCUAAAGCUGGUUACAUUAGUGUUUACGAUUGGCUUAUACUUUUGCCUAAAUUAAUAGAAAACGAAAACGAAUACUCUGUGUGGCGUGGUGUUCUAGAUGGUCUUAAUACUUAUAUUAAGAGAAUAAUACAGUCUAGUGACAUUCCUUCUUCACUCUAUAAUAGUUUCUUAUUAAAAUUAGUAUAUCCAGUAAUAAAUAAAUUGGGUCUUAUUACAGAUUGUCAUUUCUUGCCACAUAAUACAAGUAUGCUCAGAUCAUUAAUGUUAUCUGUUGCGGGUGCGGAAGCAGAAGAUAAUAAUGUGAUUGAGGAAGCUAAACGACUUUUUGAAGCUCAUCGUUUAGGCAAGAAAGAAUUACCAAAUGAUUUACGUAAAGCAAUUUACACAAUAGCUGUACGUCAUGGCUCUACAGAUGUAAUUCAAUAUCUUAUGAACACGUAUAGUCGUACCGACUCACCUGAAGAACGUCAUCAUAUUCUCUUGGCUCUGGGUGCAGCACGUGAAACUAAUUGUAAUGGCCUUAAUGAUUCAUCUUCUUCGUCGCCUUUAUCGGAUGUUUUACAUUUUUGUUUGAAUCCAAACGGUCCAAUAAAAGAUCAAGAUAGAGUUCAUGGACUGGUCGCUUGUUCAUCGUGGUCUAUUCCAGCUAGACUAGCGACAUGGAAAAGUAUCACCAAUGAAUGGAGUAGAAUAACCGAAUUGUAUGGUGGUCAAUUCUUAUUGCCAACUCUCUUGGAAGUAAAGAAAUAUUUUGUUAUUACCACAACAUUUGUUUUAUGAUAUACUAUUGAUGAUGAUAUACCAGAAUGUUUUAUCAGGAUUCUCAACAAAAUCUCAUAUAUCAGUGAUCAAAGAAUUUUUCGAUGCGAAUCCGGUUUGUUGCACGCGUACUUUAGAUCAAAUUUAUGAAACUUUGUCUAUAAACCAAACUGUUCUUGAACGUGACAGUCCAUUAAUAGCUAAAGCAUUGAAUACUUUGUGCAGUACUUUUAAUUAAAUGUACUACAUAUUUUCCAAGGUAUAAAUCGUAUGUGGAGAAAACUUAUAAUUCUCUGUUUACACUUUGAAAAAAACAUGUUUCUAAAAAUAAACGUAUCUGUAUCCGC